Molecule: messenger RNA, 1687 nt
Organism: Fimicolochytrium jonesii
Lineage: Eukaryota; Fungi; Chytridiomycota; Chytridiomycetes; Spizellomycetales; Powellomycetaceae
Product: velvet factor-domain-containing protein
Exons: 7
Coding region: 210-1433 (407 amino acids)
Source: RefSeq, a predicted model, not a curated record
GAACAGGUUCGUCAUGAGAGGAGGCUGCGCUGGCUGGUCUCUCGCCUUCACCCCCCCUCCCCAGCCGCCAAGCAGGAUGUCAUUGACAAUGACCUCUCUUAUUGACGCAUCUUAUUCUGCACUUCCCACUCCUCCAGGUGUCCCGUCCUCCGUCAUUGUGAACCACACCCAGCGCCGUCUUGCGCGCCCAUGCCUAGAGUCUCGCUGAUAUGACCGAUAACUCGCACAAGGUGCAUGAAGCGAAAGAAGUGCACGACUCUGAGCGUCCAACCCACCGUCAAAGGGGCUUUGUCCCUUUCCGUCGGCCUCAGCCACCAGGUUCGGCACUACAUCCGUCAGCUGCGUACAAUAAUCAAUCCUCGGGAACGCCGGACGGCGUCGACGGUCUACCUCCUAGUCAAAAUCCUGUCACAUCCUACCUUGUCCAACAGCAUCAGCAACCGCAAUAUCCUCCUAAUCCUUCAUACCUGCAUCAACACGCUGGCCCACAUGCAGGACACCCUCCACAUGGACCACCCCAUACGCAGGUAGGAGGACCGCAAGGCCGGGAGGAUGGACUGGGCCCCGCACUCCCGCGACCCUUGCCGAACGCAAGGGCGUUGAGCAACCAAAGAUCGGACAUCAGAUACGAGUUGGUGGUCGUGCAGCAGCCCUUGCGAGCGAGAAUGUGCGGUUUCGGCGGCCGAGAUCGACGAUUAGUUGAUCCCCCACCUAUUGUGCAGCUCAUAGCCCGGCACCUGCCUUCAAACCGUAUCAUCGAGCAGAGCGUGACGGACCCACCACUCCUAAUUCUGCACGCAUCCCUGUACAACACGGCUGGAGAUUCGCCCACGAUGAUCAUCGAGACGCCCCGUGGGAAGACUUCGAGCACCUACAUGAAUGCACUGACAGGCUGCCUCGUCUCGAGCGCGUAUAGCUUGACAAACAUACAGGGCCGGCAAGGGGUUUACUUCAUGUUUGGGGAUCUGAGUGUACGCGUAGAGGGCACGUUUACACUGUUGUUUAAACUGUGCAGCAUAGCUGGAUCAAUGCCGAGUAGUUCGGAAGCCAAUCACCAUUCCAAGCACUUAAUAUCGACGGACGUUACGACUGUCAUCACCGAUAUUCUUUCAGAUCCAUUCAUUGUUUACACUGCCAAGGAGUUCCCGGGAAUGUUAGAAUCAACUCCCCUCACCAGGUGUUUCGCCCAACAAGGCAUCCGCCUCCCCGUCCGAGGCGAGCGCCGCCGGACAAGCAAAGCAAUCGAAGCAGCUGCCCUAGCCGCAGUAGCAGCCGCCGCCUCCGGGCCCAGCGCCAAAGAAGACGGCGUCAAAGUAGACGGCGUCAAAGUAGACGGAGUCGAUGGAGAGAUCCCAGACGGCGUAGCCGACGACGGCGAAGCCGAGGAUGGCACCCCCAACGAAGUAAACUCAAGCUCCGCAAAAGUCGUAUAGACCAAGCAAGAAGAAUUGGAGCAAGGUUGUGUAUCUCUUGUGCGUGUGCAUAUAUGGGUCUCCCCACCUUGUGUGUCAUGUAACAUAUGGGAUUUUUCAUUAAAAUCCCCCGCGGCCCCACGUGUAUUGAUUUCGUUUCCCAGCCCUGUCGUAUCUGCCCUGUAGACCAUUUUCGUAGGGCUGGGUAUCCCUGUUUCCCUUUUUUCUUUUACAUUAACCUCAUCACAACAAAUGAACAACGGCUGACACCUCAG